Messenger RNA from Pneumocystis carinii B80, 1053 nucleotides. RefSeq lists its product as hypothetical. The transcript has 4 exons. Gene Ontology annotation, cellular component: spliceosomal complex. Gene Ontology annotation, molecular function: nucleic acid binding. Bases 46 to 1008 code for a protein of 320 amino acids. The record is from RefSeq and is a predicted model, not a curated record. Gene Ontology annotation, biological process: spliceosomal complex disassembly. Lineage: Eukaryota; Fungi; Ascomycota; Pneumocystomycetes; Pneumocystales; Pneumocystaceae.
CAACUUCCCCGUUGAAGGUUCAACGUCAUCAAAAGUUUAAAAAAAAUGGAGGAUGAUUAUUACGCUUUGCUUGGGAUUCCAUCAACAGCAAAUGAUGAAAUGAUACAGAGGGGAUAUAGAAAAGCAGCACUUCGAUAUCAUCCAGAUAAGAAUAAAGAAGCAUCGGCUAUAGAAAUAUUCCAUAAAAUAGCGGUAGCAUUUGAUGUUUUAAGUGAUCCAAUAUCUCGGUCUAGCUAUGACUCUAGUAGGGAGUCUUUACUUGCUAAAAAACGGAAAUAUGAGGCAUUAGAUAAGGAAAGAAAACGGAUGAUAGAUGAACUUGAACGAUUGGAUAAAGAAGCUAAACUUCGAAAAAUCAAAUCAGAGACGGCGAUGGAGGCUACUCUACGUAAACUACAAGAAGAAGGAGCAGCUUUACGUAAGAAAAAAGAAGCAGCUUUAAGAGCACAAAGAGAAUCAGAGAAACAAAUGGAAAGUCAUAAUGAUGAAAAAGUGUUAAAAACGAAGGAAGAAGAAAAAAGUAGAUUUACAAUGGAAAAUAGAACAAUUAAAGUACGAUGGCGUCGAGAUCAGAUUACAAUAGAUAAGGAUGGACUAAUAAAUGCAUUUGAAAGAUUUGGAAAGAUUGAAGAUGUAGUUUUAAAGGAUUCAAUAGACAAUACAAAGAAAAAAAAGGUUAUUGUAGGAUUAAUUGUAUUUAAAUCAGUUGUUUCUGCGCAUGCAGCAAUAUCAGAAGCGUCUUUGCUGGCAGAGACGCCAUUUAUACAUUUAAAAGAGGUUUCUUGGGCAAAACAGGCACCCGAUUUAACUGGAAUAUCAGAAGAUGUAACAUUAAAUGAAAUUCAUAAUUCAAAUACUUCAAAAAAUACGUCUUUACCAAGAUCAAACACUAUGCCUUGUUUAAAUCAAAAUCACUUGGAUUAUCAAAAUAUAAUAUUAAUGCGAAUGAGAGAAGCUGAACGUGAAAAAAUUACAAACAAUAUUUUACAAUCUGAUAAUCAAAUUUAAUUAAAAAUCAUUUAUACACUAUCUAAUCUCUAUUUUUUACAUCAC